AUUUUCCUAACCCCUGCACCCUUAGUUAGUUUUAAGUGACUUCAAAUCACAAAUUCUUGACACAAUCCUACACACCCCCAAAUAUAGUCACUCACUAGCUAAUUAAAAGAACAAAAAAAGUCCCAAAAUGUACAUACGCAGAAGAAACUGCAUAAUCCUGAAACUACUCCUGGUGGUGAUGGUGGUGGUGCCAGUGAUAUCUAGCGGAGUAUGGCUGAGCCACCAGCCGAGCACGAGGUGCGAAAGGCAUCUCAACACACCCUUUAUCGUGUUAGGAGUCUUCCUCCUCCUUCUAUCCUUGGCUCACUUGGUGCUUUACAAUCACCAAGCUGCUGAUAACUGCAUCAACUUUAGCUUCUUUGUGCUCUUUCUUGUUCUGUUAGGCUACACCAUUUUCGCUCUCGUUGUUACCACCACCACCACUACCUCAACCCAAGGUAGCUACUCUAAGUGGCUUCACAAUCGUGUGCUUGACAACCACCAUUGGCGCCAUAUCAGAGAUUGUUUUAUUUUUAAGACUAAAGUGUGUUCACCUUUACUUGAUAAUCACCAGCAGUUAAAACAUCUUUCCUUUCUUCAGAUUGGUUGCUGCACGCCAUUGAAAGAAUGCAAUUUUACGUACACUAGCCGUGACGUUUGGACACACCCAAGAAAUGAUACAAUUCGAAAACUGGACGAAUGUGAUGAAUGGAGUAAUGAUCCAUAUGUACUUUGCUUCAAUUGUCAAUCAUGCAAGGAUGGUUUCCUCCAUGACAUUCAAAAAACCUGGAAGAAGGCUGCUAUCAUUAACAUUAUUGUCAUAUUCUCCCUUGCCACGCUUUGGUGGUGCGGCGAUUGUGGACCUGAUCCUGAAGACGAUGAUGUUUAACUCGAAUCAGAAAAUAUCCUAUACAACCGUUAUAUUGUACCUUGGUAACGAAGAUGUUAAACUCGAAUUAGAAAAUAUCCUAUACAACCGUUAUAUUGUACCUUGGUAACGAAGAUGUUAAACUCGAAUUAGAAAAUAUCUUAUACAACCGUUAUAUUGUACCUUGGUAACGAAGAUGUUAAACUCGAAUUAGAAAAUAUCCUAUACAACCGUUAUAUUGUACCUUGGUAACGUACCAUUAUAUUUGGUCCUAGAAGCUUGCAUUGUUUGCUAAAUUGUUGAAACUUCUAUUGUUUCCCUAAGGGGAAAUGAAGUUUUUAGGAGAAUUUGUAUUGUUUGCUUUACCUUACAAUAUCACAAUUCUCAUUGGUAGUUCCAUGUUUUACUUUCAUAGUUUUUGGUAAUCAAUAAAUUAAAGUAAUUUAUUUUGUGAAA
This is a messenger RNA of Beta vulgaris subsp. vulgaris (sugar beet), 1303 nucleotides long. RefSeq names its product tetraspanin-8. Gene Ontology annotation, biological process: auxin-activated signaling pathway. Bases 128 to 868 code for a protein of 246 amino acids. The transcript is spliced from 2 exons. Gene Ontology annotation, cellular component: plasmodesma; plasma membrane. Lineage: Eukaryota; Viridiplantae; Streptophyta; Magnoliopsida; Caryophyllales; Amaranthaceae. The record is from RefSeq and is a predicted model, not a curated record.